Molecule: messenger RNA, 705 nt
Organism: Rotaria sp. Silwood2
Lineage: Eukaryota; Metazoa; Rotifera; Eurotatoria; Philodinida; Philodinidae
Source: the annotation of a GenBank genome assembly
AUGGUUUUAAUUAAUUUACAUAAUGAAAUUUUCAAUGAAUUAUCUCUAUUUUCUACCGUGGAAACUAUUACCGAAUCAAUCGAAAGUAUUAAUUUUUAUGUUUUACCAACAGAAAAAAUAGUUAAAAUAAAUGAUCAAAGUUUGCCAUCAAUAGAACAACGAGAAUUGAUAUGUUAUGUUGAUGGUAGUUAUUCUCAUCGUAUGCAAAUCGGUCAUUCAGGUUUUCGAGCUUCAGAUGGUUCAAGUACAGUUCAGCGUUAUUUUCCUAAAUGUUCAAGAAGAGGUAGUACUGAAAGUGAAGUGUUUGCUGUUAGUCUUGCUAUUCAACAUGCUUUUAAAAAUUGUUAUAAUACAUUAACCAUUUAUACAGAUAAUUCUAAAGUCGAACAACUUCUUUGUCGUCCAAAAGAUAAAGACAGUUGUGAUUAUCCUGUUUUUUAUCAGUCUUUAUUUCAAUAUCAACAACAAAAAUCUAAUAAUAAUAUUCGAGUAGAACGAGUUCGUGGACAUACAACACGUUAUGAACAAAGUCAAUGUGAUACAAAACGUGAAUUUGCUAAAAUUGAUCGAAUUGUUCGUAAAAAAAAUCAACGAUAUAUUCGACGACAACAAAUUAAAUAUGAAAAAUAUUAUCCGUCUUAUUAUGCAUAUAAUGCUUUUACAUAUUCUAGAUGGAAAGUAUAUCAAUGUUUAUUUCAUUUUUGA